UAUUGCCAAACAAAUUACUGAGAAGCAGAUUAGUUUAGAUUCAGAGUUUGAAAUUAUAGGUGUAGAAGCAUCAGGUGAUGUUGACUAUGCAUUUAGAAUGAGUAAAAUAAAUAGCAGUUCAGAAGAGUUGGUGUGCAUUACUGAAGCCAAAAGAUUUACAGAAGAAAUAGGAAUCAUUCAAAACAUUGUGCAACUUGAAAGCGCUUUUUAUUCAAAUAAAAAACAAAAAAAUGAAGAUAUAUAUGAAAAUUUUAAAGAUUAUUAUGAUUACCUUUAUGCUAGUGAAUGGUAUUUUAUAAUGUAUGCACUAAAGAAGAUAUAUCUCUCAGAAAGAUAUCUUAUUGAAAUCACUCUUAAGGCUUUGAAUGAAAGAAGUGAAAAAUGUCAUGAAAAUAAUUGUAGGCUUGUUGAAGGACAGAGAGAGGUAACACUUGAGGUAUCGGUUCCUUCAACUUCAAUAUUCAGAAAUACUGAACUUGGAAAGUCUGUAAUUUUAGCCGGGGGCUACUGCCAAAAUACUCAUAAGAAGAAAGAUGCAGAAAAAAUUAUACAAUUGAUAGCUGAUAGCAUUCAGAGUGAUGCCCAAUCGGGAGACAAAAUCACUACUUGCGAUGAGAUUCCAGCUAGGCCUCCCUGCCAAGAUUCAUCUAUAGUUUUAUUGCUUUUCUUAGCUCAAUUAUUCGAUAAAGCAACUGAUGCUGAAUAUGGUGUAAUUCGUGCCAAUCAGGAAGAGAUUUUACACUGGUAUUAUUAUAGAGAAGGAUUCUUAAUUCAGGUUAGAGUAGUUAUACAAGAUGGUAAUGGAAAAAUUGAUAAAAAAAGGCAAAGGGGAUAA
Molecule: messenger RNA, 835 nt
Organism: Dentiscutata erythropus
Lineage: Eukaryota; Fungi; Glomeromycota; Glomeromycetes; Diversisporales; Gigasporaceae
Source: the annotation of a GenBank genome assembly